AUGGUGGACGAACAACUGAAUCAUGAUGCAUUGAAUGAACAUAAUCGAUUACGUGCAUUACAUGGAUGUCCUCCAUUGAAAUAUGAUUCAAGACUUGCUAGAGAAGCACAAGCUUGGGCUGAUAAUCUUGCACGUAUGAAAAUUAUGAAACAUAGUAUAUGUGAUGAAUAUGGUGAAAAUUUGGCAACAUCACAAUCUACUGGGAAAGCGGAAUUGACCGGGUCUCGAGCAACACAAAACUGGUACAAUGAAAUUCAUGAUCACAAUUUUGAUAAACAGUUUCAAAGUCAAACAGGUCAUUUUACGCAGGUUAUUUGGAAGAAUACAUCAAAAGCAGGAUUUGGCAUUCAAUAUUCAAAUGAUGGACAUCAUGUUUUUGUAGUAGGACGUUAUGAACCAGCUGGGAAUGUAUAUGGUGAAUUUCAAGAAAAUGUACCUCGACCUAUCCAUGGACAGUCAACUCCAAAAUCCAAAGAAUUUUCUUACAAACCUGAUGAACAAAAUGGUCCAAGAAGAACCUGUCGAGAUGAAAUAGUUAUUGUUCGAGAGACAGAUAGAAGAGACAACAAUGGUUCAAAUCAUAUUACAAUGGUAGAUAGUUCUAAACGAAACUGGCCAAAUGGAACGACGCCAAAUAGUAACAAUGAACGUACAAUUCGAACAGAGAAGAAGAGCCAACGAAAAUGUGCGAAGAGGUGCAGUAUUAUGUAG
Messenger RNA from Schistosoma mattheei, 711 nucleotides. Lineage: Eukaryota; Metazoa; Platyhelminthes; Trematoda; Strigeidida; Schistosomatidae. The record is from the annotation of a GenBank genome assembly.